AUGAUCCAACGGUGGAUGCGCGCGAAGGAAGGUGAAUCCUACUUUCGUGCGAAAGAUAAAACCCGCGUCCCUCCCACCCCUCCCCCUCUCCGGCGCCGUCCAGUUCUACCCCUUUUCACGAAAGCCAAAAACCACGGGAGGAAGACCCGCUUCUCCGGCGAUUCCUCCCCUCUCCAUCCUUCUCCUUCCCAACAAAAAACGCUUCCCUCCCUUCAAAAUCCUCGUCCUUCAGCAAUGAAAUCAUCCUUUAUUCUCCUCUUCGUCUUCUCCACCAUCGCCGUGGCCCACCAAACCCUCGAUCCCCUCGUACUCCCCAGGCCGCUGAUCCUCGAAUACCCCUCCGGCGACGACCAAAUCUUCCAGACCCCCAUCUCCAAUGUCGGCAGAGAUGAAGAAGUGCAUCUGCGGUGCGCCAGCUGGCGGUUCGCCGGCGAGGCCAACAACCUCGCCCCAUGGAAGACGGUCCCCGCGGACUGUGGCGCCUAUGUGAAGGACUACAUGACCGGCAAGGCCUACCGCUUCGACCUGGAGAUGGUCGCCGACGAGGCGGCCGCCUAUGCUCGGUCCAUCUCGUUGGUCGGUGAUGGCAUGGACGCUUGGGUGUUCGAUGUCGAUGAAACCCUCCUUUCCAAUCUUCCUUACUACGCCGACCAUGGAUACGGUCUGGAGGUUUUUAAUAGUCAUGAGUUUGACAAAUGGGUGGACAAAGCAAUGGCCCCUGCUAUUCAAUCCAGCUUGAAGCUGUAUGAAGAAAUUCUAAGGUUGGGUUUUAAGAUUUUCUUGUUGACAGGUCGAAGUGAAGGACAAAAGAUUGUUACCGUGGAGAAUUUGAAGAAAGUCGGAUUUCAGGAUUGGGAGAAGCUUAUAUUAAGAGGUGUGAAUGACCAUGGAAAACUAGCGACAACGUACAAAUCAGAGAAAAGGUCUGAAAUAACAGCCGAAGGAUACAGGAUACUUGGAAAUUCUGGCGAUCAAUGGAGCGACUUGUUGGGUUCCUCUACGGGCAACCGCUCAUUUAAGCUCCCAAACCCUAUGUACUAUAUUCUCUAACAGGCACAGCGGCCAAGGUGUUUGGGUUCAUAUUGGGAGAUUUUUUUCUGACAGGAUCAUUGUCAGAAAUUGUAAUUACCCAAAUGCUUCCAAGUGUAAGAUAUAUUUGUUUAUACAUUUCCUUUAGUUAAAAACCAAUACCUCUCCUGAUGUGCUAGCACAAAUAAAAUACUACAUGGCAGAUCAGUGACUGGAAUUUCAUAUGCAUAAGCCUCAUAUGAAAGAGUGCUGUGAGAAAUGUGUCACCCUGUGAUUUUUCAUGUAGCUUUGAUUAUCUGCAUUCAGAAUAUUCAAUUAUUUCUUAAGGGAA
Molecule: messenger RNA, 1360 nt
Organism: Elaeis guineensis (African oil palm)
Lineage: Eukaryota; Viridiplantae; Streptophyta; Magnoliopsida; Arecales; Arecaceae
Product: acid phosphatase 1
Molecular function (GO): acid phosphatase activity
Source: RefSeq, a predicted model, not a curated record